Molecule: messenger RNA, 3352 nt
Organism: Pelagomonas calceolata
Lineage: Eukaryota; Pelagophyceae; Pelagomonadales; Pelagomonadaceae
Source: the annotation of a GenBank genome assembly
GCUCGCAAAGCCGUUUUGGCCUGAACCGAAUCGCGUGAGCACAGCAACGGGCUAGGACAGUGUUCAGGACCUUGCGUGAUCGUUACUUUGCCUCUGGGUGGCGUGGUUUGCACGGCGUAGCCCCACAACCGUCGGAAACAGCAAACCACAGUUGACGCGAAUCGGAGCGCUUUAGCCGCGCUGCCGGUUUUGGAGCUGUGCUAGCGACGCGGCAGCCAUGGAGGACAUCAUCGAACCAUUAACGGCCCUGAAGCUGCGCCCGAAAAAACUAGCCCGAUUAUCGGGCGAGCAGUGCGCCCUACUACGAGCGCUCGCGUCGCCGGCGCCCCACUCAAACGCGAGGACCUGGAAGCGCGCCGUGCAGACCGCGCCAAAGUGCGACGACGCGACGCUAUCAGCAGCUUUACGCCGCUACGACCUCGACGGCUACGGGCUGGUGCGGCCGGGCGUCUUCGACCUCGCCUUGGACGCGUGCGGUAUUAAUCUAGACAAGGACGAGAAGCGGAGGUUUUUCGAGAGUUUAGAUUAUGCGCGCUGCAACCGCUGCGACGCCGAGGUCUUGGUGGCGCUCUGCGCGCACUGGCGGCGCAGUCCCUUACAGGAAGAGAGGACGCCCCUCGCGGAAAUCAACGCGACGUACGACCAUGAGGCUCAGUGUUUCCUGGCCGACGCCCGGGCCUUCAAGAAGCGGUUGGCCGAUGCCUGCGAACGAUUGGACGUGAGCGGCCUCGGCGCGUUGCAUGGCGACGCGUUUUCGUUGGCUUGUAGGGACGCUGGUUUGGCCGCUCCGUCCAAGGACGUGUUGAAGAGGGUGGCGCCACCGAGAGACGAUGGUAGACACGACUACCGUUUACUUCUUGACUUAGAUGGUGCGGAUGCGGAAAGACUAGAGCACCACGCGCCGGGCGCGGGCGUGUGGAGGGAAGCGGAGGAGGUCUGGCCCGAAGCGAGAGCGUUCUAUGUCGACGCGAGCGCCGACGGCUUAGGUGCUGCGCUAGCGCGGGCCGGGCUGCCGCUGGGGUCGGAUGACGUGCUGGGGUUGUGGCGUGCUGCUGGUCGCCGAGGCGACUGUUCCCUUGCUUCUCUGGAUCGGUUCUUCCGCCUACCGCCCACAAAAGAGAAGCCGCCCAAGGUCCCGACAUGCGUGCGGGAGGAAGCGCCCUUUGCCUGUGGUGGGGACCCCCGGAACCUGUGGCAGCCGCGGAGGCCCCCGUCUCGCACGUCGGGCGUCUGGCGCGCCGACGAGGAGACGGAGGGCGCGUUUGAUGGGUGGAACCACCUCGAGAUGGUCGAGAAGCGUCCCGCGUCGAAGGGUGACUUUGCGGUCUGCCCGCCGUCGCCGAAACGGAAAUCGGAGACGCACUUCCUCGAAGGCAAGGUCGUGCCGCCCUUCUGGACGGCGGACGCGCCGCCACCGCCUCCACCCCAUGGUUGUGGGGACCACACGACGAAGCGGCAUAUCCAUAGAGGUGUCAGGGAGCCGUCGCGGAAGCCCUUUUUUGGGGGUCCAACAGUCGAGGGCGCCGGUUCGGAUCGCAUGGAGGAGGGGUUGGGUGAGCGGACGCCCGAAUUAGCUAGAAGGAUGCGUCAAGCGGCUCAAAAUGACGAGAAGUUGGCAUCUACAGCUAGGUCGCAGUUCCGAACGGGACCUUCGUCUUUAUCAAGAGGUGAGAUCUCGGGCCUGGCCCAGCACUUGGGCUGCGUGCCCUUCACGGCGGCGGACGUAGAUCGGGUCGAGCGGUGGCUGGCGUCUGGUAUUGUUCAUUCCAAUGUAGUGUACGAUGUCGAUGGAAGAGUUUUGCAGGAGCGCGACGAUUCCUUGCGGGCGCUGCUUGGGUUGGAGCGGCAGGGGCAUUUGGAAGAGGCUGCCGCUUGUCGUGAACGGGCUGCUAGGUUGCGAGGUAGACGAGGUUUUUCUGCUAUUUCCGCGUCGGCCAGGAGGGCGUGCUAUCGUGUCCUGCGGGCGUCGGACGCCGUCUCCCGUAAAUGUGAGGCCGCCGACGCCGAGGGUUUUGGAUAUUGCGGUACUAGAGCGCUCGAUGCCGCUUUGAGAGCGGACGCCUUAGUUUCAGAUGCUAAAGACCGAGAAGACAUCUGCGACUGGUGCGCCGUCGAGGGCAAGGUCGACUAUGCAGCGUUGUACGAGACGUUGUCUCGCGUGUUGGCCGAGGAUCGGCGGCUGCGGAAGGACCUGGACGUGCCUAAGAAAACAUCGAACCGGUUGACGCAGGACUCAUUAGCGGUCAAGUACGACGCGGCCCACACGCCACUACUCCCGGGCUGGGUCGGCAGCGACGGCCAGCCGCCCAAUAAAGGCAGGAGGAUGGUCGACGUCGACAUUAGCAAUCGGGCGGGCGCGGUCGGCGGCUUUUCGUCAGAUGGGAGUUUUGCCAUCGCGCAGAAGCGGCACUUCGGGAGCGAUCCCAAACGUUAUCAUAGACACUUUGACGACGGCGACGAGUUCGGGGACGGCCUGGUGCCGCAGGAGCACGCUAGACAUUAUAGGGAGGGCGUGGUCCGGGCGCGGCGUCCCCCUUCGUUGUCGCAACGUUCUGGUGUGUCGCGUCGAUGGCGUAUGAGCGCCCCACGCCAUCGCCGCGACGCGUCACGAAUUCUAUCCACACAGGCUGGCGGCGAGUCGCUGCGCCACUUCCACCGCUACCACGGCGACGGCGACGACCUCGGGCCCUCGCUCGUGCCGAACGAGGAGCACAGCUUGGUGGACGAGGUAGGAAGGGCGGGCCAGCGCAACCAGACGCACUACCACCGCCACUACUACGACGGCGACCAGCUCCACAUGCGCUGGGAGACGGCGACGCCCGAGAAGCGCAUCCGGCCGAUGGUCGACGCUUUACCUGCCGACCCUUCAUUAAUAGCGCGGGCGGCGGGCGCCGAGGAGUUUCGGGGGGAUGAUUUGGAUGCACGGGAGAAGCGCCUCGAGGCCCGUAAGUCGGGUCGAAGGAGCCCCGUCGACGUGCGCAAUAGUGUGAGGGACAAGCUCAAGAACUCGGUGGCCUUCUCUGGUAACGCGCAGACGGCGGCGGUGCGGCUGCGCCACGCCUUCAAGCGCCACGCGCGGCGCGGCGUGUCCGCGGGCGGCGGCGCGUUGUUACUUCUUGGAGCGAGGGGCAUGGUCGGGUCGGGCGCGGGCGCCGUCGCCGCGCCGACGGACGUGGGGCAGGUGCUGCGGGAGCUCGGCGUCGAAUUGGACGAGAGCGAGCUCGAGGCGCUGCUCGGCGAGGUGCAGGGGAACGCCGUGCCCGUGGAGGCCGUCGUGCGCGACGUGGCGCGGUGCGUGGCGGGCGUCUGCUAGGUGCUUCUUUUCCGCGCGGCUAACAAUUUUACCCUUCGA